GUUCAGGCUUCUCUCACUCUACUCUCACAUUUUACUUUUAAAAUGCAAGACUCGACAAAGGAAUCCAUCUGGAAGGUUAUCGAUUUCUCCAAGCAGAUCUUGCACUGGGGUUUUGUUCCCUUUGUCAUUUACCUCGGCAUGACCCGUAGCAACCCCAGACCUUCUUUGCUCAAGCUCAUUAGCCCUCUUGCUUAAAGAAAGAGAGCCUUUAAAAAAAAAAAAACAGUUGUACAAAGUUUUUUUCUUCUUUACCGCACACACACACACACACACACAGCCGUUCUGUUAUAUACAUAUGAUAAUAUACACCUCCCUCGUCUCCCACCAAAAAGUUAACAACAACAACAAAAC
Molecule: messenger RNA, 351 nt
Organism: Zychaea mexicana
Lineage: Eukaryota; Fungi; Mucoromycota; Mucoromycetes; Mucorales; Lichtheimiaceae
Product: Tom7-domain-containing protein
Exons: 3
Coding region: 43-195 (50 amino acids)
Biological process (GO): protein insertion into mitochondrial outer membrane; protein import into mitochondrial matrix
Cellular component (GO): mitochondrial outer membrane translocase complex; mitochondrial outer membrane
Source: RefSeq, a predicted model, not a curated record